AUCUUAUCGAUAAAUCCACGGCCACACUGAGCUCUAUAUAAACAAAUUGUCUGCCGUACGGUUUAAGGAAACUUCCUUAUUAGUUUAUUCAGUGCAUAGCCAUGAUGGAGGAACAGUCCGACGAUGAGAACUCGGAGCCCACUCCAAAGAAGAUAAAGCGGGAGUGGGUGAAGAGCUACUCCAACAAGGCCAUGGAGAUGAUGAAAAAAAUGGGCUAUGAGAACGAUAAGGGUUUGGGUAAGAGCAAUCAAGGUCGCUUGGACCCCAUUAUAGCUGUCCAGCUGGAUGGUCGUCGCGGUUUUGGCCUCAAGCUGGACGCAGCCCACUUAGCCGCUGGGCAAUGGGACCCCAACUGCGAAGAGCUAGAGAUGCCAGAGACAUUUGCGUGGCUGACAAAUGUGGGCUCGAAUGCCAGUCAUUAUGCCAUGGAUCAAUUGAUGCGCUCCGUCGUGUUUGGUAAACGCAAAACCAAUCUAGAUGAUGAGACCCGCUAUUGUAAUCCAGCAGUCCUCCAUGACAUCCUUACGGCGAAGUCGGCAUUUGACGAUCUUAACGACAUCGAGAAACGCAGGGCCCGCUCUCGCUGCAAUCCAUUUGAGACCAUACGCAGCUCCAUUUUUCUCAAUCGGGCCGCCGUCAAAAUGGCCAACAUUGACUCCAUGUGCGACUACAUGUUCACCAAUCCCAGAGAUCUCGAGGGCCGUCCUCUGGUGGAUCCCAAGGACCUCCUCUACUUUACAGACAUGUGUGCGGGCCCCGGCGGCUUCUCUGAAUAUGUUCUGUUCCGCAAAUUGUGGGAGGCAAAGGGAUUCGGAUUCACGCUGCGCGGUGCCAACGAUUUUAAGUUGGAGAAGUUCUUUGCCGCCUCCCCCGAGUCGUUUGAUACCUACUAUGGCAUCAAAGAUGAUGGGAACAUAUUCGACGACCAAAAUCAGGAUUCAUUGAACGAAUACAUACGCCGUCACACACCCGAUGGCGUGCACUUUGCCAUGGCCGACGGAGGAUUCUCAGUGGAGGGCGAGGAGAACAUACAGGAAAUUCUGUCGAAGCAGCUUUAUCUCUGCCAGUUCCUCACCGCACUCAAAAUAUUGCGCAAGAACGGGAACUUUGUGUGCAAGGUGUUCGAUCUGUUUACACCGUUCAGCGUAGGUCUUAUCUACCUGAUGUAUAAAUGCUUCCACCAAAUCGCAAUCAUCAAGCCAAAUAGCAGUCGUCCGGCCAACUCGGAGCGCUACCUUGUCUGCAAAUACAAGCAGGAGGAUACCUCUGCCAUUACUAAUUUCAUGAAUAAAAUCAAUAUUAUGCUUAACGAGGAGCGCGACAGUGAUAACGACAUCCUUGAGAUAUUCGACGCCAACGAGAUCGCUGCAGAUGCAGAUUUCAUACACUACAUCAUCGACUCGAACAAUGCCAUUGGAAAGAAGCAGAUUGUGGGUCUGCGAAAGAUCGCUACCUUUGCCAAGAACACGGAUCUGAAGGAAACACGCCAGUCGGAGGUACGUCAGGAGUGCCUGAAGCGCUGGGUACUGCCCGAUAAGCUGCGUCAGGCGCCAGAAAUAAAACCAACAGAUCGCCUGCUCGAGGAGCUGCUCGUCGAUUGGUGGCAGGAUCGCAGCUGGCUCAAUUUUGCGCCAAAUGAGAUGAACAAUGUGGCAGCCCUCUCCAAUACCGUGCAGAAUGUCAGGGACUGGAUAUUCAUGCCGAUCGGGCGGGAAGAGACCAACAUCAAUAGCUGCAGCCUCUUCAUGUGCAAGUCACGCGGUAAUCUUCUCCGCUACACCGAGCACAAGAAGUGGGAGCUGGUCGAAACGUCCUUUGAGGUGCAGGCUCGUUCCAUAUUUUUCGGCCAGAUCGUCUUCGAGUUCUAUGGUGAGGGGCGCACCAUUCAGCGCGUGCCCGCUCUGCACAUCAUCGACGGGAUCUGCCUGGGUGGCAUCGACAUCCGUCGUCGUCCGCUAUGCGAUCGCAUCAGCAUGUGCGAUAAGUAUGCGCGUAGCUUGAACAAGCCGUACAAGAAGGAGCGCAGUUGCGGUCCCUUGCGCAGCAAGCCAUUCUUUCGACUGCAGGACAUGAACACCUUCUUUAGCGAGAUGCGCCACUAUGUGCUGAAAGACAAUUCGCAGCGCUUCGGCUUCUCCCUCGAUGACAACAAGUUCUUUGUUCCCGGCAGCAUUCUCAUGCUCUGCGAGUUGAACCAAAGCUAUGUUUCGGCCAAAUCGCGCUCUCGCAACCAGGUCUACUAUUUCAACACCAAGAACAAGGAGUCGUAUUAUAAGGAUAAUAUACCCAGCAAAAAGACCUCCGAAAUCUUUGCCUCCUUUCGCCAAAGCUACGCGCGCCGUGCACUCUGGAAGUGGACGAACCUGCGCCAGGUCGAGGAGCAUGCCCACGAGGACAAUCCAAAGAUAUUGUUCCGCAGCCAUUUCAUUAAAUUUAUCGCGGACAAGUUGGCCCACGCGUAAGCAACAUCUGCAAUUGCAUAUCCAUAUCAAGAAUGGACAUUGCCCGUAGUAGAUCUUAAUAUUAUCUAUAUUUAAAAAGAAAGUACAUAUUUUUUCGCCUGCAUAGGAUUUAUCUGGAGGUUUUACAACAGAUCCUGUAUUUUACUUAUACGAAUUAAGUAUCUGACGAACAUUUGUCCCCAGGAGCUGUUCCAAAAAUUUUAAUUUUCUGUAUCUGACGUUCAUAUGUAACUAUAUACAUAAUUAUUUGUAAAUUUGUGUCGAACCGAAAUCAGAAGAUUUUUCGUAUGGCAAUAGAUCAUACCAAAAAGAAGACAGUCAAGGUUUGGCAUGCCCUUGCCGAAAUUUAGCUAGUUUUAAUUAAUGUUUUUUUUUUGUGUUUGGAAUGAAGAACCCUGAAAUUGUGGAUGAAAUACCACAGAGAAUCACUUUAAAAAUAUAUAUGUGAGUUUCGAGUUUCAACUCAGAUUUUUGACAAAAUACCAAUUAUCUUUACAUUUAACUAUUUGUGUGUACCCCCCCGAAUUUUGUAUACCCUUUGAACGGUUUGAACACCCCUUGAAGAAAGCGAAUGCAUGGCACAAAAUGAAUCAAGCAUGCAUAUCGUCUCUGUAUAACUCUUAUUAUGAUUAUUUUUCCGCAAGCAAAACCAACCAAUAAUAAACAAGUUUGCGUUGCCGGAGAGCAUUACUGGAUAAAUAAUCAAACAAA
This is a messenger RNA of Drosophila miranda, 3173 nucleotides long. RefSeq names its product cap-specific mRNA (nucleoside-2'-O-)-methyltransferase 1 (gene Cmtr1). The record is from RefSeq and is a predicted model, not a curated record. The transcript is spliced from 2 exons. Gene Ontology annotation, molecular function: methyltransferase cap1 activity; nucleic acid binding. Gene Ontology annotation, biological process: 7-methylguanosine mRNA capping. Gene Ontology annotation, cellular component: cytoplasm; nucleus. The coding region runs from base 102 to 2462 and encodes 786 amino acids. Lineage: Eukaryota; Metazoa; Arthropoda; Insecta; Diptera; Drosophilidae.